AUGACAAAACGUUUAUCUAUAGAGGUUAAAAAGAGUCGGCAACCAGUCCCCAUAGCAUGUGAAUUCUGUCAUUAUAAACAUCUUCAGUGUGACAUUGCAAGGCCAUGUAGAAACUGUGUUAAAAGAAAUGUACAACAAUAUUGUAAAGAUAAAGAAAAAAAGAUUAGAAGAUCAAAAGUUGCAUGUAAGAAGAGUAAAAAGGAAAGAAAGAAAAAAGGCAAAGGCGCCAAAAGUUUACUCCAUAUAAUUGAUGUAAAGCAAUCUGUUAGCAAUACGUUCAAUAAUGAUAUAAAUACUAAAAGUGGUGGAGCUCAUCAGAAAGACGCAGAGAACCUAAAAUUUGUCUUAGGCAGCUCAUUGAAAUCUAAAAAUCCAAUAGAAUAUAGAUUAAAUGAUAAAAUCAAUAUUAAUGAAAAUUUCCCUAUUAAGACUGAAUUUAUAUCAAGUAUGGAUGAUAAUAUAAUAAACAGUGAAUCAGUACUAAGUGAUAAUCAAACUCAAAAACAGUUAGAUGAUAUUCAUAGUGUACAACAAAUAGGGACGGCAAUGACCACAAUACAAACUACAAAUAACAUUAUAAACCCAAUCAUGGAACAGUUGAAAGGUCCCUACGAAAAACAAUUUCCUGAUGAUCUAUCAGAGACUAUUACCUUUACUACAGAAUCUGAGCAAGAUAGUUCUCAACCUUCCCCCCUAGUAAGCUCUAUAGCUUCAGAACAAGAACCAUCUUUAACAAAAAUAAUGCAAAAAUCGCAUUUUCCAGUAGAUGAAACAAUGACAAAAUAUGAAUCUCAAAACAUACCGUUAAAUUUAGAUAAUAUUCCAAUAAAUUUGCCAGAUUUAAUAUCACAAAAUUCACAGCCUCUGAGUUUUAAUAGUGUUCAAUUUGAUUUAGCUGACGAAACUUGGAAUGAAGAAUAUAAAUUAGAAAAUAUGAAUGCAGCAUUAUCAAAGCAUAUACCGAAAGGUAAUCCUUUAACUAAUAAAUCGGAAGAAUCUAAUAGUUCUAUUGACUUAGGUUUUCAAAAUGUUGCAGGUUAUUACAACCCAACUUCAUUAGACAAUAGAAAUAAAUUCUCACAUACCUCCGAAUACACUACUCCACGUAGUAAAGUGAAUGAAGAAAAUGGAAUGCAUAGCUCGCAAAGUAUUGAAGCUUUAAACCAUCUUUUUAACUCCAUGUGUCAAGCAGAUGAGUUAAUAAACUCUGAUAAAUCCAUAAAUAAACAACAAAUUGGUCUAGACAUCGUUUGUAAUUAUAUGACCGUAUCCAGUACUGGUUGGUCUGCAAAUAAAGCUAUACCAAACACAUAUGGGAAAGGGUGGGAAAUGUUAAGUGAAAAUAACGAAGAGUAUAAUAACUAUUUAAAUAUCUUUAGCGACACACAUAAUUUAUUUAAUGAUAAUACAAUGUCGAAUAAUGAAGUUUCAACUAGUCAGCAAGAGCCAUAUUCUAUUGGAAAUUCCUACACAAAAAUUACACCAGAAAUAAGUUUACAGCAAAUUGAAAAACUUAAAUCAAAUAAUAAAAAUGAUAAAAUUAAUAAAAUUCUUUCUCCAUUUGCAAUACGGCAAAUAAUUAAGACUCCUCAAGAUUUGGUAACCCAUGGUUAUCUACUAACUGCUCCAAAUUAUAAGAGAGCAUAUAUAAAAUUAUAUCAAAGAAUAUGUCAAAGAAUAUCAGAUACUAUAUCCAAUAAUAAAACAGGUAGUUUAAAAAAUAAUAAACAAAAAGUUGAAAAAUCAGAUAUUGUUUUAGAAAAAGUUAUCUGCCAACAAUUACAUGAGCUUUUAAACCUUCUAAUUACACAUUAUGGUCCCAUAUUUUUACAGCAUCUGGCGUGUUUUUCACCUCAAGAUCGUUUUCUGCAGGAAUAUAUGUUCCAAAGUAUCUUACUAGAUUUAGAAUCAUGUAUUAAUUCAUACCCCUCCCCCCCCAUUAUUAUUUGGAGAAGAACUGGUGAAAUUUGUUAUGUUAAUGAACAAAUAACGGAUGUACUUCGGGAGAAGCCAGAAGAGUUAUUAACAGGGUCCAGAAUUAUUUUUGAAUUUUUUGAUAAUAAAACCAUAGUGAAAUAUUUUGAAAUCUUUCAGUAUUAUCUCACAUAUGGCCCAUUGUUGUCAGAAUAUCAAAAAGAUAUUAAUUCGAUUUCAAAUGAAUAUGGAUUCAGCGUCUCGCAAGAUGGUAAAUCAGUAUUUACCAACAUUCGUCUUAAAGUUGGAAUAGAAAACUAUAUUAAAGCAGGAUGCUGUUUUUCAAUUUAUUCAGAUAACCAUAAUAUUCCUCUUUUAAUCAUGGGCCAGUUUUUUCUCAUUCCUAAUACCAAAUAG
Messenger RNA from Henningerozyma blattae CBS 6284, 2331 nucleotides. RefSeq names its product Gsm1p (gene GSM1). The transcript has a single exon. Gene Ontology annotation, cellular component: nucleus. Gene Ontology annotation, biological process: regulation of DNA-templated transcription; cellular response to starvation. Lineage: Eukaryota; Fungi; Ascomycota; Saccharomycetes; Saccharomycetales; Saccharomycetaceae. Gene Ontology annotation, molecular function: RNA polymerase II transcription regulatory region sequence-specific DNA binding; DNA-binding transcription factor activity, RNA polymerase II-specific; zinc ion binding. The record is from RefSeq and is a predicted model, not a curated record. The coding region runs from base 1 to 2331 and encodes 776 amino acids.